AGCCUACGCGGCAGCAACAGUGGUAGCAGCAAGGACAGAUCUCACAGGAGAGGUGCUAGCGAGAAGAAUGUGCGGUGACUACCGAGAAAUCAAUCGAGUAACGAGAGCCGACCGAUAUAGCAUGCCAACUGCAGAGGAGAUCUUUGACAGGCUAGAAGGCGCGGUCAUAUUCUCCACUUUGGAUUUGCGGCAGGGAUUCAAUCAUAUAGCGAUAAAUGAAGGAGACAAGGGCACGACGGCCUUCCAUGGAGCAGACGGCUUGUACGAAUGGAACGUGAUGCUGUUUGGGCUGAGGAACGCAUCAGCCGUGUUCCAGAGAGUCAUGGAUCAAGUGCUGAAGACAGUGCCAGCAGCAGCGUGCUACAUAGAUGACGUAGUGAUUUUCAGCAGGAGCGAAGAAGAGCAUGCUGAACACCUGAAGGCGACAUUAGAUGCUAUAGCAGCCGCAGGGCUGACCUGCCAUCCAGAGAAAUGCAAAAUAGCCAGAAGGACGGUGGCCUACCUGGGAUUUGAGGUGCAAGGCGGGAGGAUGGGGAUCCAAGAGGCCAAGGUGGCGGUGCUGGACAAGCUGGGGGCACCAAAAGACAAGGGAGCGCUGAGAGCACUCCUGGGGUUCUUGAACUACUACCGGCGCUUCAUCCCGAACUUCAGCAAGAGAGCAUAUAGGCUGAAUCAGCUGCUGAGGGAGGGGCAGACAUGGAAGUGGGGACCAGAAGAGGAGCAGGUAAGAAGAGACCUGUUAGAGGCCAUCAAGGCAGGGACGGUGCUGCAGCUGCCAAAGAAAGAUGCACCAUUCACAAUCUACACAGAUUGGAGCAGCAUGGGCAUGGGAGCCGUACUGUGUCAAGAGCUGGAAGGAGAAGAGAAGAACGAGUGGUGGCGUACGCCAGCCGUAGCUGCACAGCAACGGAAGCUAACUACAGUUCAUAUGAGGGUGAAGGAUUGGUGGCAGUGUGGGGAGUAACCCACUUCAGGGCCUACUUGUAAGGGCGCAAAUUCACGCUAGUGACGGACCACCAGCCGCUCUUAUGGCUGAUGACUAAUCAAACGCUGACGGGGCGGAAUGCCCGGUGGGCAAUGAGAUUGCAAGAAUACGAUUUUGUCAUCAAGCACCGCGCGGGCAAGACACUGCAACAUGCAGACGGUCUGUCCAGGAACCCUUCACCCGAAGAGGAGCAGCAGUGGGCAGCAGCCGCAAUGCAGAAGGAAGAGAAGGAUCCGGCGCAAGAGGCGAAGGAGCAAAGAGCAGAGGACAUUUGGCAAGACAAGGAGACAUUGCACUGGGUGCAAGGACUGACAGAGGAUGCAGCAACAGUGACGGCGAGAGCGAGGUGUAGAGGAUGACACUACCGGUGGUUUCAGAGUCAGAUGCAGCUGCGGACGACAGAGGGAUGGAAAAUGGUGCCAAGGCCAGAAGAAGAGAGAGCGUACCGUACAGCAAGUGCAUGAGAAGCUGGGGCACUACAGGGGAGCCAGGACUAGGCAACUAUUACAAACCACUUAUUGGUGGGCAGGGAUGAGAAAGGACGUAGCGAAGUGGGUGCAGGGGUGCGAGGCAUGUCAGCGGAACAGGGCAGCGCUGGAGAAGGGGAGGGAAGAACUGCAGUCUCUGCCCAUACGUGGCCUAGGAUUCAGGUGGUCGUUGGACCUAGCCGGUGAAUUACCAUUGACCAGACGAGGGAAGAUAUACAUAGUGGUGAUGAUAGAGCACACGACCAAGUGGGUGGAGCAAGAGCCAUUGCCAGCAAGAACAGCGGGCUGAUAAGGGAGGCAUUUCUGGAUCAAGUACUCACCAGAUAUGGCGCCUGCGGGGAAGUGCUGACCGAUCAAGGCACGGAUUUUCAAGGCAGCUUUGCUGAACUCUUGAGAGAAGCAGGCAUCACUCACAGAGUGACGUCGCGGUACCAUCCUCUGUCUGACGGGUUGACCGAGCGGAUGAUACAGA
Molecule: messenger RNA, 1945 nt
Organism: Closterium sp. NIES-67
Lineage: Eukaryota; Viridiplantae; Streptophyta; Zygnematophyceae; Desmidiales; Closteriaceae
Source: the annotation of a GenBank genome assembly